CGGAGGUUGAUCGAAGCACUGCGGAGGCGGUAGUAGUGCAUCGUUCUGAAGCCAGAGGUGAUUGGGGGUCUCGGCUCACUUUCCCUCAGGCAACUCCCCAGGUCGGCUGGUUCACCACUAAAACGGGCGGUGUUUCUUCAGACCUAGGUGGUGACUGGUUGAGACACCGAUCGCCAGCUACUUACAAGCAGGAAUAUAGAUAG
This is a messenger RNA of Amoebophrya sp. A120, 203 nucleotides long. The record is from the annotation of a GenBank genome assembly. NCBI's taxonomy places the organism in Eukaryota, Dinophyceae, Syndiniales, Amoebophryaceae.